Fusarium proliferatum ET1 is the source of this 807-nucleotide messenger RNA. RefSeq lists its product as uncharacterized. NCBI's taxonomy places the organism in Eukaryota, Fungi, Ascomycota, Sordariomycetes, Hypocreales, Nectriaceae. Bases 1 to 807 code for a protein of 268 amino acids. The transcript has a single exon. The record is from RefSeq and is a predicted model, not a curated record.
AUGGCCAGCUUCAGGCGUUUUGCCGAUCUGCCCAAAGAGAUACGGGACAUGAUAUGGAGCGAUGCUAGUCAACGUGGCCUUGCAGGCGUCCAGAUCUUUGAACUUCGGACUCCCAAGCCGAAAGAAGAUGACGAAUCUUCCGACACAACGGCCUCGGGUAGUCGACCGCCCAAGCACCAACUCAAUGCGCCAUUGCGGAGCAAAUGCUUCCCUGCUCUUGAUGGUAGCCCAGGCACUUCGAAUGUGUCUAGAUACAUGGCUGACAUCGGAUUAUGGACUGCCUGUAAAGAAUCACGGGAAGUCAUGGAGAAGACUACACAGAGAUCUAAGAAAAUCCUUGAAAUGCAAGCAAAAGAAAAAUAUCGGUACUACCACUGGGAGGAACAUGUGCUCGCGAUUAUCUCUUGCAGCACUUCACAGCGAUUUCUGGUCCAGCCCCACGCAGAUCUCUUUGUGAUUCAGCCUAGCAAGAUCGAGGACAUCGGCUGGUGGCAGGUCGCUUGUGACAUCCGAAAGCAGUUUGAACCCAGAGAUUUUGCUUUCGAAAUCAACAUUGGGAUCGAAUGGAAAGUCGAGUGGGGAAUCAAACAGGAAGAUGGUGACUUCAAUCUGUUGUGCGAGGCCUUUCGCGAUAUCCAUGCCCAGUUAUGGAUAAUCGACACUAAUCUCAAAAGAAAAGAAGACAUGAACAAUAACACGAAUGACCGCUGCAGCAAAGUCUUUUAUGCUUGCGACAGAAAGUUCUUAGAGGUCGAUUUCGAAUAUAAACCUUUUGGAACGCUGGCGACAUAUCAUACCACCACCUGA